Molecule: messenger RNA, 741 nt
Organism: Paramecium pentaurelia
Lineage: Eukaryota; Ciliophora; Oligohymenophorea; Peniculida; Parameciidae
Source: the annotation of a GenBank genome assembly
UAAUGGAUAAUCCUCUUACCUUUGUUUGCAUUAGUGAUACACAUUCAUAAUAUAUUGAUUUACCUUAAGGUGAUGUAUUUAUUCAUUGUGGGGAUUUCUCAACACAUGGAGAAUAUUUUGAAGUACUUUAAUUCAUUGAUUGGCUAAGAUAAUUACCUUUUAAAUAUAAGGUUGUGAUAGGAGGAAACCAUGAUAUUUUUUUAGACACUGAAAAAUAUGAAAAAUUACUUAAAAACCGAUUCCACAAAUAUACAUAAUCAGAUCACAAGAAAUUGUAAUAAGAAUUAAAGUAGAAUUGUAUAUACUUGGAGAAUUCUUCUGUAGUUAUAGAAGGGUAUAAGAUUUGGGGGAGCCCAUAUUCUCCAACAAUACCUUUAAAUCCAUGGGCAUUUUAAGUUGAACCUGAAGAUGGAGAAGAAUUUUGGAAAAUUAUGGAGGAAGGAUCUGAUAUUGUUUUAACUCAUGGAGCUCCAUUAGGUCAUAGUUCAUACGUUCAUACUUAUAAACCAACUUAGGGAGAAUGGGGAGAUGAAGCAUUAGCAAAAAGAAUUAAAGAAGUUAAGCCACUUUAUCAUAUUUUUGGACAUGUGCAUGAAGGAUAUGGAAUGACAGAAGAAGAUGGUAUUAAGUAUGUUAAUUGUGCAAUUCUUGAUGAAGAAUAUGAAUUGGCUGAAAAAGCCUAUGUUUUUCAAUUACCUAGAAGGGUUGUAUAAGAGAAAGAAGGCUUAGAAUAAAGUUGAU